AUGUCCAAGGGACCCAUCACGCACCGCCGCAGCGCCGCUGCCGACCUGCGCGCGUUGCUCAAGGGCAGCGCGCACACCAAGGCAGAGUUCCUCGCAACCGGUGCUGUGGACUUUCUGGUCGACGCUCUGCAGCAAGCUGACGAUGGGAAGGUGCGCGAGCACGCGGUUACCGCGCUGUUCAACGUGGCGUUACACCCGGGGGCGACGCCGGUGCUGGUGGCGUGCGGGGGAAUCGAGGCGGUCGUGGGGGUGCUGAGAAGGGGCGGGUCCAUGGGCACGCGAGAGAACGCUGCAGCGACGCUCUUCAACCUGUCGAUUGCCGAUGGGGCGGCUGAUAAGGUGCGUGCAGCAGGCGCAGUGCCUCUGCUGGUCGAUCUCCUUCGCACGGGCAGCACAAGAGGGCGGAAGGAUGCUGCACUGGUACUGUUUAACCUGUCAAGGGAUGAGGAUGGGGCCAAGGAGCUGGUGACAGCAGGAGCAGUGGAGGUUCUGGUAGAUCUGUUGACGUUUCGAGAGGUGGGGCUGGUGGAAAAGGUGAUGGCGGUGACAGCGAAUGUGCUCGCUUGGCAAACCACCGUGCCUUUCUCCUUCCUCCCCACUCAAUCCCACUAUGGUUAUUGGAAGAUAGGGAUGUAG
Molecule: messenger RNA, 636 nt
Organism: Closterium sp. NIES-65
Lineage: Eukaryota; Viridiplantae; Streptophyta; Zygnematophyceae; Desmidiales; Closteriaceae
Source: the annotation of a GenBank genome assembly